Messenger RNA from Chenopodium quinoa (quinoa), 1647 nucleotides. RefSeq names its product caffeic acid 3-O-methyltransferase-like. Lineage: Eukaryota; Viridiplantae; Streptophyta; Magnoliopsida; Caryophyllales; Amaranthaceae. Bases 446 to 1549 code for a protein of 367 amino acids. Gene Ontology annotation, molecular function: S-adenosylmethionine-dependent methyltransferase activity; protein dimerization activity; O-methyltransferase activity. The record is from RefSeq and is a predicted model, not a curated record. The transcript is spliced from 4 exons. Gene Ontology annotation, biological process: methylation.
AGAGCAGAGCAACUCUAAAGAAUGGGGCCCAAGUCACCAAUUGUUGUUUCACCUCUUUCUCACCUUACCCCUUGUCCCUAAGGCCCUAUGUAUUUGUUUACAAAUACUAGAUUGAAAAACAUGGUAUUGGAAAGAUGCAACAAUCAUUCAAUUGAUAGAGAACAAAGAAAGUACUCACUUUUUGGGAUAAAUUCUUAAAUAUUACACGUAGAAUAUCUUAACUUUUAUUUUAUAGUUUUAUAGUUGCACUGGUCAGUAUUUUUUUUUUUUCAUUAGCACUAGAUUAGAUGGUUACACUUAAUAUCACCAGCUAGACAUUAUAAAUAGAAUCCCCUUACACACUUAUCCCUCCUUACAAAAGUGUUACCACACAAGAAUAAUUGAAUAAAUACCUUUUUCUUUUUUGAAAGAAAAAACCCACACAUUUAUACAAGAAUCUAAGAAUAUGGCCACAUCUUCAACCAGCAAAACAAAUGAAGGUCAAAUUACAGAUCAAAUGAAUGAGGAAGAACUAGAUUAUUUAUAUACUUAUCAAUUGAUCAAUUCUUGUGUUCUUCCCAUGGUUAUGAAGGUAACCAUCGAGACGGGGGUGCUGCAGUUGAUCAAUGAUCAGGCUGGCCUCGACGGGCUUUCACCAGCAGAGAUAGCAACCAGGGUUCAGAUACUGAACCCAAAUGCACCUGCCAUGCUAGACCGGAUGCUCUGUCUUCUAGCCACCUACGACGUUAUUGGGUGCACCGUGGUAGACACGGCUGAUGGUGUUGAAAGGCGGUAUAGUCCCUCGAGGGUAACUAAGUUUCUGGUGCCUGAUAAUGAUGGGGUGUCAUUAGGUCCUCUGUUGAACCUAUUUGUUGAUAAGAUCUUCAUUGAGAGCUGGAGCAAGCUUAAAGAAGCAGUAGUAGAAGGAGGGAUACCGUUCAACAUGGCACAUGGAGUGCAUGCAUUCGAGUAUCCAAGUUUGGACGCAAGAUUCAAUGAGGUUUUCAACAAGGCAAUGUAUCAAUCAACAACAUUCACCAUUAAGAAGAUUCUUGACAAGUACAAGGGUUUUGAAGGCAUAGAAACUCUAGUUGAUGUUGGUGGAGGUCUUGGCCAUACUCUUCGUGUCAUUAUAUCUCAAUAUCCCUCUAUCAAGGCUAUCACUUUUGACUUGCCUCAUGUCAUCGAAAAUGCCCUUCCAUUCCCCGGUGUGGAACAUGUAUGUGGAGAUAUGUUUGAAAGUAUUCCCAAAGGAGAUGUCAUAUUCAUGAAGUGGGUUUUACAUGAUUGGAGUGAUGAGCAUUGCUUGAAGUUGUUAAAAAAUUGCUUCAAGGCAUUGCCGGAAAAUGGUAAGGUCAUCGCCGUGGAAGGAAUCAUGGUAGACAAGCCAGAUACUACAGUUUCCGCCAAAGUCAUAAGCCAAAGAGACUUGCUUAUGAUGACACAAAACCCAGGAGGGAAGGAGCGGAGCAAGCAUGAGUUUGAGGCUUUGGCUAAGGCUGCUGGUUUUGCUACUAUCAACUUUGUUUGUUGCGUUUAUAACCUUUGGGUUAUGGAGUUUUACAAAUGAUAUGGACUCACUUGAUACUAAGCUUGUUUAUGGUCAUUUAGUUCAUUAUGUGGCAUGUCCUUUAAAUAAAACAUAUGAAGAAUUGUUUUUGGCUUCUU